UGCUUUAAAAGUUUAGUCGCUGGGCUGUGGGCUAGGGGUGCUGACUGCCACAGAGCCAUGGCUAUCUCGUUUGGGGUGCGACGGUUGGGGCGGUUGCCAGCGAGGGUGAUGGGGGUGAUGGGGGUGUUGGGGGUUCGCCCAGCUUUAGCGCCUGUCCGGAGCCUGCGGAGAGCGGAGUUCCAGGGAAUCCGCCUGCUCAGUUCUACAGACAUUAGGAGCUGCAGCUCAUCACCCACUGGCAAACUCAGCUAUCUUAAAGGACCCACGGACAUUGAACUCAUUUCUAAGACAGUGGGGCAGUGCUUUGAUGACAUAGCCCAGAAGUUUCCAGAUCGAGAAGGCAUAGUUGUCUUACACCAGAAUAUCAGGAAGACAUUUGCUCAGUUUAAGGAGGAGGUGGAAAUCGCUGCCUUAGGGCUUCUCAACAUUGGCCUCAAAAAGGGGGACCGGCUCGGCAUGUGGGGCCCUAACUCCUACGAAUGGGUGUUGAUGCAAAUAGCCACUGCACAGGCUGGCAUCAUCCUGGUUUCUGUGAACCCUGCCUACCAGUCCCAAGAGCUAAAGUUUUGUCUCAGAAAGGUGGGCUGCAAAGCCAUUGUCUUCCCCACCAAGUUCAAGACACAGAAUUAUUACAAUAUUCUGAAGCAGAUCUGCCCAGAGCUCGAUACAUGCAGCCCAGGGGCAUUAAGGAGCAAAAAGCUUCCAGACCUGACCACAGUCAUCAUGCUGGACUCCAAAUUGCCCGGAACUCUACACAUGAAUGAAGUAUUACAGGCUGGGAAAGCUGCCCAGCUGAGCCAGCUGAGGGACAUCCAGAAAUCAUUGUCCUGCCAUGAACCCAUCAACAUCCAGUUCACCUCGGGAACAACUGGAAACCCUAAGGGAGCCACGCUUUCUCACCACAACAUUGUUAACAAUGCCAACAUGAUAGGGGCCCGGCUGAAUCUUCUCAACAAGGAGCCCCGGCUGGUCCUUCCUAGCCCCCUGUACCAUUGCCUGGGUUCUGUUGGGGGCACGAUGGUGUCCUUAAUGUAUGGUGUCACUCUCAUCUUGUCAUCUCCGAGUUUUGAGGGCAAGAGGGCGCUGGAAGCUGUCAAACAAGAGAGGGCCACAAUGAUCUAUGGCACCCCUACGAUGUUUGUUGACAUGCUGAACCAACCUGAUUUUUCCAGCUAUGACCUUUCAACCCUUCGAGGAGGUGUGAUUGCAGGGUCCCUCUGCCCCCCAGAGCUCAUCAAAGCCAUCAUCAAGAAGAUGAACAUGACGGAACUGACGAUUGCUUAUGGGACCACAGAGAACAGUCCAGUUACCUUCAUGAACUACCAUGAUGACAGCUUGGAAAGGAAGAUGUCUACAGUGGGCAGGAUUAUGCCCCACACAGAGGCCAAGAUCUUGGACUCGAAGACAAAGAAACAGCUGGAGAUAAACAUGGCUGGGGAGCUGUGUAUACGUGGAUACUGUGUCAUGCUGGGCUACUGGGAUGAUCCCACGAAGACAGACGCCACCAUUGACAAGGACAAGUGGUACUGGACAGGGGACAUUGCUUCAGUGGAUGAAGAGGGCUUUUGCAAAAUCGUGGGCCGUUCCAAGGACAUGAUCAUCCGAGGAGGGGAAAAUAUCUACCCAGCUGAACUGGAAGACUUCUUUCUCAGACAUCCUGAUGUGAAGGAAGCCCAGGUGGUUGGGGUGAAAGAUGAGCGGAUGGGGGAAGAAAUCUGUGCUUGUAUCUGUCUCAAGACUUCGGCCCAAGGACAGCUCACCCCCGAGGAACUGAAAGCUUACUGCAGAGGAAAGAUCUCCCACUUCAAAAUUCCUCGAUACAUCGUGUUUGUUAAGGAAUUCCCCCUCACUGUCUCCGGGAAGAUUCAAAAAUACAAACUUCGAGAGAGGAUGGAAAAGCAUCUGAACCUGUGAAUGGAGGGCCAAAGUGUAGAGGGCUCCUUUCAAGGCAUCCUCUCUCUGGCCUACCUGAAUCUUCCAUCCUGUCCUGAUUCCCAUAUCGCUCCUCUUUAACUUCACAUUAAAAGAUUCUGUUUUCAA
Messenger RNA from Dromiciops gliroides (monito del monte), 2040 nucleotides. It is a transcript of the gene ACSF2, whose product is annotated as acyl-CoA synthetase family member 2. NCBI's taxonomy places the organism in Eukaryota, Metazoa, Chordata, Mammalia, Microbiotheria, Microbiotheriidae. Gene Ontology annotation, molecular function: medium-chain fatty acid-CoA ligase activity. Gene Ontology annotation, biological process: fatty acid metabolic process. The coding region runs from base 58 to 1914 and encodes 618 amino acids. The record is from RefSeq and is a predicted model, not a curated record. The transcript is spliced from 16 exons.